AUGGUCAAAAAGACUAUCGCGCUUCUGGCUUUGGCUGCCCCGACUUUUGCUGGUGUCAUUCAGGGACGUGGCGGAGAGCCCGAGGAGAAGAAGCCCAACUCCACCAAGAAGCUUGUUCUCACCACCGAUCCACCCCGCACCAUCACCAAGACCACUACCUAUGUGACUACUGAGUGCCCUGAGACUACCACUGUUGUCACCUCUGGCAACAAGACUCUUACGGUUCCUAUCACUCUCACCAACACCGUCACCGUGACCACCACUUGGUGCGAGGAGGAUGGGAAGACUAUCGUUCCUACUGGCAAGGAGCCAGUGCCGACUGGCGUGAAGCCCCAGCCUAAGUUCAACCCCACUGGCACU
Molecule: messenger RNA, 360 nt
Organism: Aspergillus homomorphus CBS 101889
Lineage: Eukaryota; Fungi; Ascomycota; Eurotiomycetes; Eurotiales; Aspergillaceae
Gene: cspA
Product: putative cell surface protein
Exons: 3
Source: RefSeq, a predicted model, not a curated record